AGGGAGCCUGUCUGGCGGUCUCGGGGUGCAGAUGGGGAUUCCAGCCCGAGAGGAGGCUCGGCUGGCAGGCGGCUCAGGCGCUUCUUGGUCCAGGCACACUGGCUUUUGACCUGCUCCUUCUGCGUCUCGCUCAGUGCAUCCCGGCCUCCCCUGCCCACUGUUCUUAUGGGGGCCCUUGGAUUCCUAGGCAGAGGGGCUAUCACCAUCCUGACCCGGGUCUUCCGAGGAGUUCCCAGAGGGCUAUUUUUAGCGUUGGCUGCUCCCCUCUAACUCACCCAGGGGAGGAGCUGCGGUAACGGAGCAGGCGCUGCGCGCACAGAAGCCACGAGUUGUCCGCUCAUUGUCAGGGAUGAGUGGUGGAGGAGCUAUCAGACACCGCCGGGCCGCGGACACAGCCCGCCAGGUGGGCGUCUCAGAGGCGGCCCCGGACCGGUGGCCGCCCGGCGCCAGGACUUCUUUCCUCGUCCUGAACAAAGCCCCCAGCGGCCGACGAGCAGCCCCGCUGGCCGGUCCCGGACGGCGCCGGGUGGUCUCCGCAGGGGAGGAAGUUCCCGGGCAGCGCGGCCUGCGUCACAGCGGGGCUGGCACGGCCGACUCCGCUCGCCGGGCGGUGGCGGCGACCCCGGGGCCGGGCGCUGGGCGGCGCUGGCUGCCGCUGGCCCGGCUGCGCGCGGGGCGGCGCUGGAGGCGCGGGGCGGCUCCGUCCGCGGCCGGGGAGGCGGAGGGGAGGAGGGCUGCGGGGCUGGGGCGUUAGCUGCGUCCCGGCUCGGAGCCCGCGAAGAGGACGAGGAGGGAGGCGCCGCCGUGGCCCCGGCCGCAGUGCUCCGGGCGCGCCAAGCCAUGAGCAGCGGCCCUGCCGGCGACCCCGCCGUCGCUGGCCGCCGCUGAGCCCCAGCAGGAGCCAGCUCGCCGCCACCCAGCACCCUCUCCAGCCGGCACCCUCGCGCCCAGAGCUCCAGGCAGCUGCUGUUUGAUUUUCUGCCUACUCUGGAGAGUCAUGUAAAUGGUAUCAGGCAAUGUGGUCAUUUUGCGUGUGUGACUAGCUGCUUGUCCUGAGCAUAUAGAAACAUGAUUCCAGUGACAGAAUUCCGGCAGUUCUCUGAGCAGCAGCCUGCCUUCCGGGUGCUGAAGCCGUGGUGGGAUGUGUUUACCGAUUACCUCUCGGUGGCCAUGCUGAUGAUCGGCGUGUUUGGAUGUACUCUACAGGUCAUGCAAGACAAGAUAAUCUGCCUUCCGAAGAGAGUGCAGCCUGCUCAGAACCACUCUUCCAUUUCAAAUGUCUCUCAGGCAGCUGCCAGUACCACCCCACUGCCUCCACCCAAACCGUCUCCUACCAAUCCCGCCACUGUGGAAAUGAAGGGGCUGAAGACAGACUUGGACCUCCAGCAGUACAGUUUUAUAAACCAGAUGUGUUAUGAGCGGGCCCUCCACUGGUAUGCCAAGUAUUUCCCUUACCUUGUCCUCAUCCAUACCCUGGUCUUCAUGCUCUGCAGUAACUUUUGGUUCAAAUUCCCUGGCUCCAGCUCCAAAAUAGAACAUUUCAUCUCCAUCCUGGGGAAGUGUUUUGACUCUCCCUGGACCACACGGGCUUUAUCUGAGGUGUCUGGGGAGGACUCAGAAGAGAAGGACAGCAGGAAGAACAAUGUGAACCGGUCCAACACCAUCCAGUCCGGGCCAGAAGGCAGCUUGGUCAACUCUCAGUCUCUCAAGUCAAUUCCUGAGAAGUUUGUGGUUGACAAAACCACUGCUGGGGCUCUGGAUAAAAAGGAAGGUGAGCAAGCCAAGGCCUUAUUUGAGAAGGUGAAGAAGUUCAGGUUGCAUGUGGAGGAAGGGGACAUACUGUAUGCCAUGUAUGUCCGCCAGACCGUACUCAAGGUCAUCAAGUUCCUGAUCAUCAUUGCCUAUAACAGCGCUCUGGUUUCCAAAGUCCAGUUUACGGUGGACUGCAACGUUGACAUUCAGGACAUGACUGGAUACAGAAACUUUUCUUGCAAUCAUACCAUGGCACACUUGUUCUCAAAACUCUCCUUUUGCUACCUGUGCUUUGUAAGCAUCUACGGAUUGACGUGCCUUUAUACCUUAUACUGGCUCUUCUACCGUUCGCUAAGGGAAUAUUCCUUUGAGUACGUCCGGCAAGAGACUGGGAUUGAUGAUAUUCCUGACGUGAAGAAUGACUUUGCUUUUAUGCUUCAUAUGAUAGACCAGUAUGACCCUCUCUAUUCCAAAAGAUUUGCAGUGUUCCUGUCUGAAGUCAGUGAAAACAAGUUAAAGCAGCUGAACUUGAAUAACGAGUGGACUCCGGAUAAACUGAGGCAGAAGCUACAGACAAAUGCCCACAACCGACUGGAACUGCCUCUUAUCAUGCUCUCUGGCCUUCCAGACACUGUUUUUGAAAUCACAGAGUUGCAGUCUCUGAAACUUGAAAUCAUUAAGAACGUCAUGAUACCAGCCACCAUUGCGCAGCUAGACAAUCUGCAAGAGCUCUCUCUGCACCAGUGCUCCGUCAAAAUCCACAGUGCGGCUCUGUCUUUCCUGAAGGAAAACCUCAAGGUCCUGAGUGUCAAGUUUGAUGACAUGAGGGAGCUGCCGCCCUGGAUGUAUGGGCUCCGGAAUCUGGAAGAGCUCUACCUGGUUGGCUCCCUAAGCCAUGAUAUUUCCAAAAACGUCACCCUCGAGUCUCUGCGGGAUCUCAAAAGCCUUAAAAUUCUCUCCAUCAAAAGCAACGUCUCCAAAAUCCCCCAGGCGGUGGUGGACGUGUCCAGCCACCUGCAGAAGAUGUGCAUCCACAAUGAUGGGACCAAGUUGGUGAUGCUCAACAACCUGAAGAAGAUGACCAACCUGACUGAGCUGGAGCUGGUCCACUGCGACCUGGAGCGCAUCCCGCACGCCGUGUUCAGCCUGCUCAGCCUCCAGGAACUGGACCUGAAGGAAAACAACCUCAAGUCGAUAGAAGAAAUCGUCAGCUUUCAGCACUUGAGAAAGUUGACUGUGCUCAAACUGUGGUAUAACAGCAUCUCCUACAUCCCAGAGCAUAUCAAGAAGCUCACCAGCCUGGAGCGACUGUCCUUCAGUCACAACAAAAUAGAGGUGCUGCCCUCCCACCUCUUCCUAUGCAACAAGAUCCGAUACUUGGACCUGUCCUACAAUGACAUUCGAUUCAUCCCACCUGAAAUCGGAGUUCUCCAAAGUUUACAGUAUUUUUCCAUCACUUCUAACAAAGUGGAAAGCCUACCAGAUGAACUCUACUUCUGCAAGAAACUCAAAACUCUGAAGAUUGGGAAGAACAGUCUAUCCGUACUUUCACCCAAGAUUGGGAAUUUACUGUUUCUUUCCUACUUAGAUGUUAAAGGCAAUCACUUUGAAAUCCUCCCCCCUGAACUGGGCGACUGCCGGGCUCUGAAACGAGCUGGGUUAGUUGUGGAAGAUGCUCUCUUUGAAACUCUGCCUUCUGAUGUCCGGGAGCAAAUGAAAACAGAAUAACUUAUUUUUGGUUCAAGUUUGACUGAAACACGCUUCUACCAAAUACAGUAUAAAUAAUUAGGCACUCUUAAUGCCUUUCCUAUUUUAUUUUUUUUCUUUUUCACACAAAACAAAAUGUACACAAAGUUCAAGUAAGGAGUAUGUAUUUUUUAAAUAAAAAUUUAAUUGUAUUUUUUCAAUAUUAAUAUUUUAAAGUUUAUUUCUCUUGGAACCUAUUGUAUCUAGUAUUGUUUUCUACUGACAGCAUCAGAUGGUUCCAUGUGUUUUUUGUUUUGUUUCAUUUCUUCGGUUUAUUCUUGUGAAAGGGAGGGAGUUCUAAGUUGCAUGCAUUUUGGCAUUUUUUAAAUGGAUGAAGUUGUUUUGCCAAGGUUGCUUUUCGUUUGUUUACACCUGUGUACAGGGUCCCUAUUUUGGCUUUCGUUGCGUGAGAAGCACGGAGUCUGUGCUCGUUACUUUGAGACCAGCUGCCUUCUCCAGGGCCACGCCCUUCGUCCUGCAGCACUCUGCUCUGGAGUGCAGACUCACACAAGUGCAUUGCCACACAGUAUUGGUGUUCAGUUCUUCCCCAGCCUCCAGCAGAACCCUCGAGUGCACUGCUUCUCAGGCCUGACAGCGACGGUUUUCCUUAGACAAGGACUUUGUGAGGGGUGGAAAAAAAUGCUUGAAUUGGUCACUUACAGUUUAACUGAUUUGUGUUUUUAACCAACCUGUAAAAAAUACAAUUUGGAAACUCAAUACAAAGGCUCCCCCCAUCCUUAACAAUGCUUUGUAGUAUUGGUGAAUAUCCUUCAGGAAACCUGAUUGAGUCUAAUAUUCUAGUAGGCAAUUCAAUUUUAAAAUCAUAGGAUUAGGAGCCUGCAUCUUUGAGUAAUUCAAUCAGCCUUGAUAUCUUGAUACACGGAUGCAUCAGACGGGAAAAAUGGCACUACUCAAGCCCUUUGUGACAGAGCCACUGUGCUCCAGCCAACCCUCCCCUCCCUCUGGGUGGUGUGGCAGUGGUACUCUACCCACAUUCUGCCUGUUGCAGAGUAACCCACUUACAUCUGUAGUAAUCGAUGUCCCUCAAACCUGCCCUCGCUGUGAAUGCUUGCGAUGCAAGCACAGGAACCCUUUCUGCUCUCUGGCUUAAAGUAGGUCUCUCAUCUGGAAUGAUUCUAUGACUUUAUUCAAAGGAUGAAUAAAUGGCUAAGAGGUUGCCACUGAGCAAUAAUUUUA
Oryctolagus cuniculus (rabbit) is the source of this 4695-nucleotide messenger RNA. Lineage: Eukaryota; Metazoa; Chordata; Mammalia; Lagomorpha; Leporidae. The record is from RefSeq and is a predicted model, not a curated record.